AUGUUUAAGAAAUUAGCAUUUACACAAAGAAGAUUUUUGAACAUGUCAUUAGAUAGUUCAAAAUUAGUUAUAAAUAAGACCACCACACCAAAAACUAAGUUACCAAAUGAUGAAUUAGUAUUUGGUAAGUCAUUCACUGAUCAUAUUUUAGAAGUUGAAUGGACUGCUCAAGAAGGUUGGGGUACUCCAAAGAUUAGUCCUUAUCACAAUUUAUCAUUAGAUCCAAGUGCUGUUGUUUUCCAUUACUCUUUUGAAUUAUUUGAAGGUUUAAAAGCUUAUAAAGACGAUAAUGGUGAUGCUAGAUUAUUCAGAAUUAAUAAAAAUAUGGAAAGAAUGUCUAAAUCAGCCAACGCCAUUGAUUUACCAGCUUUCGACAAGGAAGAAUUAGCCAAAUUAAUUGGUAAGUAUGUUGAAGUUGAAAAAGAUUUCAUUCCUAAAGGUAAUGGAUAUUCAUUAUAUUUAAGACCAACUAUGAUUGGUACUACUCCAAGUUUAGGUGUUGCUACCCCAGAUAAAGCUUUGAUUUUCGUCAUUGCUUCACCUGUUGGUCCAUAUUAUAAAACUGGUUUCAAAGCUGUUUCAUUACAAGCUACUGAAGAUCAUGUUAGAGCAUGGCCAGGUGGAAGUGGUGAUAAAAAAUUAGGUGCUAAUUAUGCUCCAACUAUUAAACCACAAAGAUUAGCUGCUGAAAAGGGACAUCAACAAAUUUUAUGGUUAUUUGGUGAAGAAGGUUACGUUACUGAAGUUGGUACUAUGAAUGUUUUCUUCGCUUUCCAAAAACCAAAUGGUAAAAAAGAAUUAGUUACUGCUCCAUUAGACGGUACUAUUUUAGAAGGUAUUACUAGAGAUUCUAUUUUAGAAUUAUGUAGAGAAAAAUUAGGUGAUGAAUGGGAAGUUUCUGAAAGAAACUAUACUAUUCAUGAUGUUAAAAAAGCUGCUGAUGAAGGUACUUUAAUCGAAGCUUUUGGUUCAGGUACUGCUGCUAUUGUUUCACCAGUUAACAACAUUGAAUUCAGAGGUGAAAACAUCAAAGUUCCAACUUCUGAAGGUGAAACUGGUGAAGUUACUAAAAAAGUUUUACAAUGGAUCAAUGAAAUUCAAUACGGUAAAUCCCAAUUCAAAAAUUGGUCAACUUUGACUAAAGAUUUAUAA
Yamadazyma jaroonii is the source of this 1152-nucleotide messenger RNA. The record is from the annotation of a GenBank genome assembly. NCBI's taxonomy places the organism in Eukaryota, Fungi, Ascomycota, Pichiomycetes, Serinales, Debaryomycetaceae.